GUUUGAUCUUACUAUUCUAUCUGGUAUUUUAUGGCUUCCUAGCAGCACUCUUCACAUUCACAAUGUGGGUUAUGCUUCAGACACUGAGCAGUGAUAUACCAAAAUAUCGUGACCGGAUUUCUAGUCCAGGACUUAUGAUUUCACCAAAGCCAGACACUGCAUUGGAAUUUUACUUUAACAAGAGUGACACCCAGUCAUAUGCAGAAUAUGUUUCUACACUUAGAAAAUUUCUUGAAUCAUAUGAUGAUUCAAAGCAAUCCCAAAACAUAAACUGUACACCAGGAAGGAUUUUUGAUCAGAAUGAUGUUGCUGUUAAAAAGGCAUGUCGAUUUAACCUCUCUGAGCUUGGGCAAUGCUCUGGAAAGGAAGAUAAGACCUUUGGCUAUUCUAAAGGAACUCCUUGCGUGCUUGUGAAAAUGAACAGAAUAAUUGGAUUAAAGCCUGAAGGGGAACCACGUAUACACUGUACAUCUAAGGAAGAAGGCAUGGUUGAGAUAAAUUAUUUUCCUCCUGAAGGCUUGAUUGACUUAAUGUACUUUCCAUACUAUGGGAAAAGCUUGCAUGCUCACUAUUUACAGCCUCUAGUGGCUGUUCAACUAGCAAUUAACUCCAACAGUACCAAAGAAGAAAUAGCAAUUGAGUGUAAGAUCCUGGGCUCACCCAAUUUAAAAAAUGAAGAUGAUCGUGACAAGUUUCUGGGACGAAUUGCCUUCAAAGUUCAGAUGACUGAAUAGCAGGAGUAAAAAAUUCUCCACAAAGUAAACAUUGUGUUGUCUGUUUUGUAUCAGCUGGACAUGCCAUUCUAGGAUAUGAGACCACCUUGGAGAAUGUUAAGGUGGUUUAUGGCAUUCAGGGUAGCAUAAUAAUAUGCUUCCAACUCGUAUGUUUAAAACUCCUCAAAAUAAAUGCCUAUCCUGCUUCUGCCUGCCCCAUUGGAACAGUGUACAGACUAUAGUUAUGUCAUAGGGACCUGUAAAUAGCUGUUUUCAAACACAUAUUAAUGGUGACCUUUGUCCUGUUCUAAAAUGUGGUUUUAUCCCCCAAGUGAGUGUCUCAAGCUUAAUGUGCUGUGCUAUGUAAAUAUUGUAUUGAUUUAACACUGGUUUAACUGUCAUAUCUCAAUGCUGACACAGUUAUAGGGAUAAAUAAUAAAUGGUACCUGACUGACAUAGUGAUUUUUUUGUAAGAGUAAACACCUCCAACGUAAAUUGUGUGUAAGGGAGUGGGUGGGUGGAUGGAUGGCUGUUUGGAGAUGCCUUAAAUUGUAGACUGGGUGGUGUGGGAGAAUUGAAAUGGCAUUUAAGAGUUGGUAUGGAGUUCUGAAAGUAAGUGCUCAACUAGUACUUUCUUGUGCUUGUCACUGUGCAAGUAUUGUGUACAUGUAAUACUUGAUAUAGAGUUUGGUAUUCUAGCUGAGGAAUUGAAUCUUUCUUCGUGUUGUUAAUUGCUUGCGAUAUGUGGAGCACAAAUAAAAUCUAUACAAUAUUUUAAAACUUUUUAGUUCAGAAAUAUCAAUAUACAACAAUUUAAAUUGUUUAGGGUCUUGGUAACAGUUGUACAACAGAGCUGCUUGAAAGAAAUGGCCUCACUACCAUGGGAAUAGGCUUUCAUUUUCCAAUUAAAAAUUUCCUGGAGAACCUCUGUUUAA
This is a messenger RNA of Fulmarus glacialis (Northern fulmar), 1648 nucleotides long. It is a transcript of the gene ATP1B3, whose product is annotated as ATPase, Na+/K+ transporting, beta 3 polypeptide. Gene Ontology annotation, molecular function: ATPase activator activity. The annotation marks the transcript as partial. Gene Ontology annotation, biological process: intracellular sodium ion homeostasis; intracellular potassium ion homeostasis; sodium ion export across plasma membrane. The transcript is spliced from 6 exons. Gene Ontology annotation, cellular component: sodium:potassium-exchanging ATPase complex. Lineage: Eukaryota; Metazoa; Chordata; Aves; Procellariiformes; Procellariidae. The record is from RefSeq and is a predicted model, not a curated record.